AUGGAGGGGAAGACCGAAGACCAUUGGUCAGUCAGGAUCCACCGAGCGUGGACCGCGACCCUCUGCUGGCCUGAGCGCUGGCCGAGGCCGCAGGUGCAGCGCGGAUUUAGCUCCCAUUCUGGGGCCUCAAAUACCCGGCGCGCGGAGGGCGCUUCUGGCUCUCUGGUGUCCCCACGUUCUGACAUCCAAACGAAGGUGUUCAGGGACUCCGGGGAACAAGGCAGCUCUGGCCGUGCCUUCUCCCCAGCCAGAGCCGCCGAGCCCCCGCGACUGCCCCAGCGGCGCGGCAUCCAAUUCCCCCCGCCCGCGCCGAGGAGCCCCGCGCCGCAGAGUGCGGGCUGCGGACACGGCAGGCACGUGGGCUCGCCCGCCGCGCUGCGCCAGGAACCGCUCCCGGCUCGGCCCAGCCUCCGCGCCCGCAGCGGCCCCGCCAGCACGGAGAGAUCCUCCCCCUAUCACUUUGCACCAGUCGGAGGGAAUUUGCGGUCGGUGACGCCGAUCCUUAAGCGAGCCACCUGCAGCGCGAGGCUCGCCGCUCCGGGAGGUACCGCAGGGCUGGGCCGGCGCGGCGUGGGGACCCUGGGCUCCGGAGGCCAUGCAGGCGUUGGCGCGCCUCGGCGGCCGGCUGCCGCUGCUCGCCCGGCUCGGGCCGCGAUCCGACUGGCGGCCCGGACUCCCGCGGGCGGGCUCGCCGAGGCUCUGCCCGGGCCGGGCCGGGCCGGGCCGCCCGCUGCUUGCGCUCCCUCUGGCCGCCCGCUGGGCCCGCGCACCCGGGGCUGGGCCUGUGCCCGCGUCUGCCAGGUGGCUCCGGUCCUGGUCGGGACCGACCCUGGAUACUUUGUUUUUUCAGCAAUGAUAUUUGAGACUAUUACAAAUCAAGAUUUGCCUGUGAUCAAGUGUGUUUUAAUCAAUCAUAAGAACAAUGAUUCAUCAUAUCCCACGGCAUCAGAAUCCCCAGAAGACCUUGGCUGUGCCUUAAGGCCUGAGGGUGCAGAGGCAGUCUACGAGGCGGCCAGGGUCGAAGUAGAUGCAUCUGCGUCCAUCACACUGCAAGUGCUGCUCACAACCCCGGGGAACAUUUCCUGUCUCUGGGUCUUUAAGCACAGCGCCCUGAAUUGCCAGCCACACUUUGAUUUACAAAACAGAGGCAUUGUUUCCAUGUUCAUUUUGAAAAUGACAGAAACCAAAGCUGGAGAAUACCUACUUUUUAUUCAGAGUGAAGCAACCAAUUACACGAUAUUGUUUACAGUGAGUAUAAGAAAUACACUGCUUUACACAUUAAGGAGACCAUACUUUAGAAAAAUGGAAAAUGAGGACGCCCUGGUCUGCAUAUCUGAGAGCAUUCCAGAACCAACUGUGGAAUGGGUGUUUCGUGAUUCACAGAGUGAAAGCUACAAAGGAGAAAGUCCACCCAUUGUUACAAAGGAGCAGAGUGUACUUCAUGAGUUAUUUGGAACAGACAUAAGGUGCUGUGCAAGAAAUGAGCUGGGCAGGGAAUGUACCAAGCUGUUCACUAUAGAUCUAAACCAGACUCCUCGGAACACACUGCCACAAUUAUUUCUUAAAGUGGGGGAACCCUUGUGGCUCAGGUGCAAAGCUGUUCAUGUAAACCAUGGAUUUGGGCUCACCUGGGAGUUAGAAAAUCAAGCAUUGGAGGAGGGCAACUACUUUGAGAUGAGUACCUAUUCCACAAACAGAACUAUGAUACGGAUUCUGUUUGCUUUUGUAUCAUCAGUGGGAAGAAACGACACUGGAUAUUACACUUGUUCCUCUUCCAAGCAUCCCAGUCAGUCAGCUUUGGUUACCAUCGUAGAAAAGGGAUUUAUACACGCUUCCAAAACACAUGAAGAGUAUGAAAUUGACCAGUAUGAAGAGUUUUGUUUUUCUGUCAAGUUUAAAGCAUACCCACAAAUCAGAUGUACAUGGACCUUCUCUAGAAAAUCAUUUCCUUGUGAACAAAGUGGCCUUGACGAUGGGUACAGCAUAUCUAAGUUUUGCAACCACAAACACCAGCCAGGAGAAUACACAUUCCAUGCAGAAAAUGAUGAUGCCCAGUUCACAAAAAUGUUCACGCUAAAUAUAAGAAGGAAACCUCAAGUGCUGGCCAAGGCAUCAGAGAGUCAGGCCUCUUGUUCCUCAGAUGGAUAUCCGUUACCAUCUUGGACCUGGAAGAAGUGUUCAGACAAGUCUCCCAACUGCACAGAAGAAAUCACAGAAGGAAUUUGGAAUAGAAAGGCUAACAGAAAAGUGUUUGGACAGUGGAUAUCGAGCAGUACCCUGAACAUGAGCGAGGCCGUCAGAGGGAACCUGGUGAAGUGCUGUGCGUACAACUCCCUGGGCACAUCUUGUGAAACAAUGCUUUUAGGCUCACCAGGCCCCUUCCCUUUCUUCCAGGACAACAUCUCCUUCUAUGCCACCAUUGGGCUCUGUGUCCCCUUCAUUGCCGUUUUAACCAUGCUCAUUUGUCACAAGUACAAAAAGCAAUAUAGGUAUGAAAGCCAGCUGCAGAUGGUACAGGUGACUGGUUCUUCGGAUAAUGAGUACUUCUACAUUGAUUUCAGAGAAUAUGAAUAUGAUCUCAAAUGGGAGUUUCCAAGAGAAAAUUUAGAAUUUGGGAAGGUGCUAGGAUCAGGUGCUUUUGGAAAAGUGAUGAAUGCAACAGCUUAUGGAAUUAGUAAAACAGAAGUCUCCAUCCAGGUUGCUGUCAAAAUGCUGAAAGAGAAAGCAGACAGCUCUGAAAGAGAAGCUCUCAUGUCUGAACUCAAAAUGAUGACUCAGCUGGGGAACCACGAAAAUAUUGUGAAUCUGCUGGGGGCGUGCACGCAGUCAGGGCCAGUUUACUUGAUUUUUGAAUAUUGUUGCUAUGGUGAUCUUCUCAACUAUCUAAGAAGUAAAAGAGAAAAAUUUCACAGAACAUGGACGGAGAUUUUCAAGGAACACAAUUUCAGUUUUUACCCCACUUUCCAGUCACAUCCAAAUUCCAGUAUGCCUGGUUCCCAAGAAGUUCGUAUACACCAGGACACAGACCAUAUCUCGGGGUUCAAUGGGAAUUCCUUUCAACCCAAAGAUGAAGUUGAAUAUGAAAACCAAAAAAGGUUGGAGGAAGAAGAGGACCUGAAUGUACUUACAUUUGAAGAUCUUCUUUGUUUUGCUUAUCAAGUUGCCAAAGGAAUGGAAUUUCUGGAAUUUAAGUCGUGUGUCCACAGAGACCUGGCAGCCAGAAACGUGCUGGUGACCCGUGGGAAAGUGGUGAAGAUAUGCGAUUUUGGAUUGGCUCGAGAUAUUAUGAGUGAUUCCAACUACGUUAUCAGGGGCAAUGCCCGCCUGCCUGUGAAGUGGAUGGCUCCUGAAAGCUUAUUUGAAGGGAUCUACACAAUUAAGAGUGAUGUCUGGUCAUACGGAAUAUUACUCUGGGAGAUAUUCUCACUUGGUGUCAAUCCUUACCCUGGCAUUCCGGUUGAUGCAAACUUCUAUAAACUCAUUCAGAGUGGAUUUAAAAUGGACCAGCCAUUUUAUGCUACAGAAGAAAUAUACUUUAUAAUGCAAUCCUGCUGGGCUUUCGACUCAAGGAAACGGCCAUCCUUCUCUAAUCUGACUUCAUGUUUGGGGUGUCAGCUGGCAGACGCGGAGGAAGCGAUGUAUCAGAACAUGGAUGGCCAUGUUUCUAAACAUCCUUCCGGCUACCAAAACAGGCAACCUUACAGCAGAGAGACCGGUGCAGGGCUGCCCUCUCCGCAGGAUCACGCUGAAGACUCAUAGAGAAACAAUUUAGUCUUAAGAACUCCUAUCCCCCUCACCUUCAACUGGUUAUUGAUUACCAAAACAAGAUUAACUUCAUCACUAAAAAUGUAUUCUCAACUGCUGCUUUGCUGGACUUUUCUCUAGAAGCUCUCUAUAUUUACUGUUGUUUUCAAAGGAACUUUUGUAAAAUUGAAUUUGCACAAGGCAGGAAGAGCUGAUAAUUAACUUUAUUGGAGCAUCUACCUACAUCCAAAGGCCUUCUCAGGCUGGCUUGAGUGAAAGUUGUGUACCUAAGUAUAGUAUAUUCUUGUAAAUACAUAAAACAAAAAAAAUUUUGCUGAGGAGAAGCUGAUAUCAUUUUUUAA
Messenger RNA from Eptesicus fuscus (big brown bat), 4106 nucleotides. RefSeq names its product fms related receptor tyrosine kinase 3 (gene FLT3). The transcript has 25 exons. NCBI's taxonomy places the organism in Eukaryota, Metazoa, Chordata, Mammalia, Chiroptera, Vespertilionidae. Gene Ontology annotation, molecular function: transmembrane receptor protein tyrosine kinase activity; ATP binding. The coding region runs from base 1 to 3759 and encodes 1252 amino acids. The record is from RefSeq and is a predicted model, not a curated record. Gene Ontology annotation, biological process: protein phosphorylation; cytokine-mediated signaling pathway; cell surface receptor protein tyrosine kinase signaling pathway. Gene Ontology annotation, cellular component: signaling receptor complex.